AUGGCGUCCUACUCCCACAACCAGCAUGGAGAGGAGGAGAGUCUACUAGGGGAGCGACGCCAACCUAUUCGAAAGCGAUCGAGCUCACCCAUGAGGUUUCUGGUCACCAUGGCCUUUUUCGGAAUCAUAGCUAUUUCGGCCGUUCGUUUCAUGACUGGGACGGAAUACAAGUCACAUUCCACAACAGUGGUGUCCAGCCCAAGUGACCAACCCACGCAUCCUCUCCUUUCUAGGUCGAAGAGUGCCUCGCAGAACGAACAUGCCUGUAAUACAGUCAAUGGCGGGUACCAGUGCAACCCCGCGAUAUCACACCAGUGGGGUCAAUACUCUCCCUACUUCUCUCUAUCGGAAAAGUCAGCUAUCUCGGACGAUGUUCCUACCGACUGUCAGAUCACAUUCGUUCAAGUCAUCUCUCGCCAUGGCGCCCGAUAUCCUUCCAGCAAGAAGAGCAAAAAAUACGGGGCUCUUAUUGAUGGUAUUCAAGCGAAUGCAACUGCAUACAAGGGCAAAAUGUCAUUUUUGCGCUCAUACGAAUACAACCUGGGUGCUGAUGACCUGACAGUCUUUGGUGAGCGUCAAAUGAUUGGCUCGGGGCUGAAGUUCUACCACCGCUACGAAUCUUUGACCAGACAAGCCGUGCCUUUUGUGCGUUCGUCUGAUUCUGUGCGCGUCAUUCAAUCUGGAGAGAAGUUCAUCAAAGGGUUCCAACACGCCAAGUCCCACGAUAAAGAUGCCAAUCACGGACAAAAGAGUCCUGAGAUCAGUGUUGUCAUUUCUGAAGCAGAGGGCUCAAAUAACACUCUCAAUCACGCCGAUGUCUGUACAAACUUUGAAAACAGCAGCCUGGGCGACGAUGUUUCCGACAACUACACGGCUAUCUAUUGGCCCGCUAUUCGAGCUCGGCUUGAGGCAGAUCUUCCAGGUGUUACGCUCGAAGAUGGUGAUGUGACCAGCCUAAUGGAUCUAUGCCCCUUCGAGACUGUCUCCCAGAGUCACAAUGUCACCGGCCAGUCGCCAUUCUGUGAUCUGUUCACCGAAACCGAAUGGACGCAGUACAAUUAUCUUCAGUCACUGGGCAAGUACUACGGCUAUGGGGCGGGUAACCCACUUGGUCAAACUAUGGGAGUUGGAUUCGUGAACGAGCUUAUCGCUCGGCUGACCCAUACCCCUGUGCACGAUGAUACGACUACAAACCACACCCUCGAUGCCCCUGGUGCUCCUAGUUUCCCCCUCAACCACACCAUGUUUGCGGAUUUCACCCACGACAAUGGAAUGAUUCCUAUCUUCUUUGCCUUGGGGCUAUAUAACAGCACCAAGCCCCUUCCUCGCACUCACCUACAGAGUCCUGACAAGGCUGAUGGCUAUUCAGCUGCCUGGACGGUGCCCUUCGCUGCCCGCGCUUACAUCGAGAUGAUGCAAUGUCGCUCAGACCCAGACCCAGAGCCGUUCGUCCGAAUUCUUGUCAACGAUCGCGUCGUCCCAUUGCAUGGAUGCUCAGUUGAUUCAUUGGGCCGUUGUCGCCGAAAGGAUUUCAUCAACGGGCUCACUUUUGCACGUUCAGGAGGGCGAUGGGAUCAAUGUUUUGACGAGUGA
Messenger RNA from Penicillium salamii, 1593 nucleotides. The record is from the annotation of a GenBank genome assembly. NCBI's taxonomy places the organism in Eukaryota, Fungi, Ascomycota, Eurotiomycetes, Eurotiales, Aspergillaceae.